AAAUGGCCGCUGCGUGCGUCCGUCCGCCCGGCGGCCCCGAGACGGCAGUUGCUGGGCAUGCUCCCUGCGUGCCCCGCACUGGCAUGGCCGCCGCCUUCACGAGAGUGACUCUAACUCUCGGCUUCCGGUCGUAGCCGGCCGGCGCUCAUUUCUCUUCGGGAAGCUUAGCGGAGCCGGGGAAAGGUGCGCCGCGGACGGUGAGAGGGAGCUGCGAGCGUCCGCGCCGGCUGCUCACCGGGAAGAUGGCUGAGGGCGAGCGGCAGCCGCCGCCAGAUUCUUCAGAGGACACCCCUCCAGCUACUCAGAACUUUAUCAUUCCAAAAAAGGAGAUCCACACAGUUCCAGAUAUGGGCAAAUGGAAGCGCUCUCAGGCAUAUGCUGACUACAUCGGCUUUAUCCUUACCCUCAACGAAGGCGUGAAAGGGAAGAAGCUGACCUUCGACUACAAAGUCUCUGAGGCCAUUGAGAAGCUGGUAGCUCUUCUUGAUACGCUGGAUAGGUGGAUUGAUGAGACCCCGCCGGUGGACCAGCCUUCCCGGUUUGGGAACAAGGCCUACAGGACCUGGUAUGCCAAACUUGAUCAGGAAGCAGAGAACUUGGUGGCCACAGUGGUUCCCACCCACCUGGCGGCGGCUGUGCCUGAAGUGGCAGUUUACUUGAAGGAGGCUGUGGGGAACUCCACUCGCAUUGACUAUGGCACAGGCCAUGAGGCUGCCUUUGCUGCUUUCCUCUGUUGUCUCUGCAAGAUCGGGGUGCUCCGGGUAGACGACCAGGUGGCUAUUGUCUUCAAGGUGUUUGAUAGGUACCUCGAGGUUAUGCGGAAGUUGCAGAAGACAUACAGGAUGGAACCUGCAGGCAGCCAGGGCGUGUGGGGUCUGGAUGACUUCCAGUUCCUGCCCUUCAUUUGGGGCAGCUCACAGCUCAUAGACCACCCCCACCUGGAGCCCAGACAUUUUGUGGAUGAGAAGGCGGUGAGCGAGAACCACAAGGACUACAUGUUCCUUCAGUGCAUCCUGUUCAUCACUGAGAUGAAGACCGGCCCCUUUGCAGAGCACUCCAACCAGCUGUGGAACAUCAGUGCUGUCCCCUCGUGGUCUAAAGUGAACCAAGGCCUCAUCCGCAUGUAUAAGGCGGAGUGCCUGGAGAAGUUCCCUGUGAUCCAGCACUUCAAGUUCGGGAGCCUGCUGCCCAUCCAUCCUGUCACAUCAGGCUAGGAGAGCCUGAGCCGCCAGAGCCACCCUGGCCAGGUUCCUGUCCCCUCUGACCCGGCACCCUCCACCCACCUUGUGUUCUUUCUGUUUGAUGAGACGCUCUUUACUGAGAUGGGUGCUGAACAGGGCCUGAGUCGGGGAAAUUGACCGAAGUGUGGCCAGUUUCUGACUGUCCGUCUGCUGGGCAAGCAAGAAGAGGGGCUGGGACGUGGUCUCAGGGCCCCUGCCCACCCCUGCCCUCCCUGCUUCCUUCCUCUCUAGCCCAGGCCCAUAUGGAGACAAGGGCGGCCUGCUCUUCCCAUUGCUCCCUUUUCCCAUGAUGGGACUCCUCCUUCAGAGAGGAAUGCUGCACCUCCGGAGCGGCUGGUCAGCUUCCCCGAGCUGUCUGCUGUGGGGCUGCAGGCUGAGGCUCUCAGCAGCUGGGGAGGGCUGAGGGCGAGCUGAUGAGGUUGGCCUUCUCAAGGUGGCCUGCUAGGCCCCGAGGUUACCUGUGCCCAUCCUCAUUCUGGCUUCUGUUCCCUGGCCCUUGGACUUGCCGGGUUUCCUGACUGUUAGUACUGUUCCCCUCCUGGGGGUAGCCUAGCUAUGGAAACUUCCCUGAGCUCCUGGGAAAGCCUGUAGAGUGGGGGAGGACUGUCUUUCCAGAACUGUCUCCGGCAGGGAGAGAAUGGUAGAGACUCGGGGAGGCACUAGGGCUAUUGUGUGCGGAGAACCUGGUUUCCCCCGGUCAGUCUUAGGCCUGACCAGUGCUGCCCCUUCUCCCUGCUUCAGUGGCCUUGAGCUUCAUCUGAGGCCCUUGCUUGCUGCUCUGCUCCCGUGGGUCGGCCUGGGGCUGGUGUGAGAUGGCAGGGGAGGCGGCAGCCCUCUCUUCCGACCCUUUAUGAGAUGAGGCAAGUGUACCCUGGUCCUGGGCACAGACUCAGAACGGGCAGGACUGCUGAGGGGGACCUAGCCCAGUCAGCAGCUUUCCCCAGUGCUGUGGCUGAGCUGGUCCCUGCAGGCUUCCCUGCCACCCUCCCGUCCUGCACCGCUCCCCUGUGCCUGUGACCACGGAGCCUUUGGGGGGUGGACACUGAGCGCACAGCCCAGGGGCUUGGCCAGAGUUAGCAAUGCUCUGCACAGAGCUGGGACUCAAGUCAUCGGUGUCACAGGUAGUUUCCCAGGAAAGGCCCAGUGCCAGCCUCCCUUCCAGGGCCAGGCCACCACCUUCCUGGGUCCCUAGCCCUGCGCCUCUCCCUCCCCUGUCCCUGGGUCCCUAGGCCUGCGCCUCCUUUGCUGUUUGGAUUAAAGCCUCUGUUUUACACCUGG
This is a messenger RNA of Peromyscus leucopus (white-footed mouse), 2519 nucleotides long. It is a transcript of the gene Ptpa, whose product is annotated as protein phosphatase 2 phosphatase activator. The record is from RefSeq and is a predicted model, not a curated record. NCBI's taxonomy places the organism in Eukaryota, Metazoa, Chordata, Mammalia, Rodentia, Cricetidae. The transcript is spliced from 10 exons. Bases 243 to 1214 code for a protein of 323 amino acids. Gene Ontology annotation, biological process: mitotic spindle organization. Gene Ontology annotation, cellular component: cytoplasm; nucleus; protein phosphatase type 2A complex. Gene Ontology annotation, molecular function: protein tyrosine phosphatase activator activity; peptidyl-prolyl cis-trans isomerase activity.